Messenger RNA from Aspergillus thermomutatus, 621 nucleotides. RefSeq lists its product as uncharacterized. NCBI's taxonomy places the organism in Eukaryota, Fungi, Ascomycota, Eurotiomycetes, Eurotiales, Aspergillaceae. The coding region runs from base 1 to 621 and encodes 206 amino acids. The record is from RefSeq and is a predicted model, not a curated record. The transcript has a single exon.
AUGCGCAAUACAUCCUGCACUUAUGCCAAUGCCGCACCGUCCGAUUCGCCUGCCACAGAAAGCAGUGAGAUCAAUCCUGGUGUGGCCACUCAGCUAGAUCCUCCUCCUCAAAAUCUGGGGUUACAACAGGAGCAAGAGCUACCUGCAACCUUCGAGUCUCAUCUUUUGGACGCCGUAUUCUCCAGCUCAGACACGUGGGAUGUGACGCAACCAUCAAAUCCAGCUGUUUUCUCUUCUCAGCUGGCGAUUAACACGGGAAAUCAGGAAACAAAUAGAGCUCAGAGUAAGUUAGACUCGCCGGGGUUCGUUCAAGCCCUUUCAUUUCCGUUCGCCGAUCCCGAGCCAUACGGAGACAAAGUGUCUCUCGCUCUAGCUACUCACAGCAUGGAGCUUCUCUUUAGGGUGCUUCGGACAUGGCCGAAAAUGCUAGCGGAGGAAUUCCAAGUGCCACCUCUAUUUCAUCCGACUCAGAUAACACAUGACAAGCAACUGCCGUCUGCUUUGGCGAAUUGUAUAACUCUGACUAAAAUGUGGCAUGGAAAACGUGAAGGGGCGGAAGAAAUGGUCCGGAGAACGAUUUUGAGCGAGCUCGAAAGCAUCGUGGAUCCAGUUGGUCAAUAG